Molecule: messenger RNA, 336 nt
Organism: Saccharomyces eubayanus
Lineage: Eukaryota; Fungi; Ascomycota; Saccharomycetes; Saccharomycetales; Saccharomycetaceae
Gene: GOT1
Product: Got1p
Exons: 2
Coding region: 1-336 (111 amino acids)
Biological process (GO): endoplasmic reticulum to Golgi vesicle-mediated transport; retrograde transport, endosome to Golgi
Cellular component (GO): COPII-coated ER to Golgi transport vesicle; Golgi membrane; endoplasmic reticulum
Source: RefSeq, a predicted model, not a curated record
AUGUGGCUGACAGAGGCUCAGACUUUGGGUAAUAUUUUGUUCUUAAUUGGGGUAUUUUUAAUUAUUGGUUCACAAAAGACAUACAUAUUCUUUACAAGACCGAAUAAAAGACGUGGCUCGCUCUUCUUCCUAGUCGGGGCCUUUAUGAUUUUGAUAAAAUGGACAUUUUUGGGCUUUAUAAUCGAAUCACUGGGUAUUGUGAAUCUUUUUGGUGAUUUCUUCGGGGUUAUCGUACAAUUUUUAAGGUCGAUGCCGAUCAUUGGUCCAUUUCUUUCUCACCCUGCUGUUUCUCCAAUAGUAGAUAGAUUAGCAGGUGUGAGAGUUCUGCCAGUGUAA